Trypanosoma theileri is the source of this 924-nucleotide messenger RNA. RefSeq names its product chaperone protein DNAJ, putatative. Lineage: Eukaryota; Euglenozoa; Kinetoplastea; Trypanosomatida; Trypanosomatidae. Gene Ontology annotation, cellular component: endoplasmic reticulum membrane. Gene Ontology annotation, biological process: cellular response to misfolded protein. Gene Ontology annotation, molecular function: Hsp70 protein binding. The record is from RefSeq and is a predicted model, not a curated record. The transcript has a single exon. The coding region runs from base 1 to 924 and encodes 307 amino acids.
AUGAUUGUAGAUUAUUAUGCGGUGCUGAACCUUAGUCCAACUUGCUCCGCGCGGGAAGUGCGAGAUGCGUACAAGCACUUUGCGUUGAUGUAUCACCCAGACCGCACGGAUGAUAGUUAUGCCGAUAACUUCCGUGCGAUUAAAGACGCCUAUGAUGUACUGAGUGAUCCCGCGCGGCGUUAUUUGUAUGACUUGGGGUAUGCUGAGAUGAGACGAAUGCGGCAACGACAAGAGGAGGAGAACCUCGCCCGUAUCCACCACGCAGCCCGACUACACCACCCACUCCAACAACAUCAACAUCAACAACAGUCUUCCUUGCAGCGACCGCCUCCACGCCGUGAGGGGCCGGGGCCGUUGGACGCCACGCGGCGCGUCUCCUCCGCCGGGAGCUCCACGCGGUCCUUCUGCACCCCCCGCUCCGCCAGUCAACGCACUCUGCCGCCGGCCGAUCCCCUCGGGCGUGUCGCCGCCACCGCCGCCGUCGAGUCGCACAGCGGCGCCGAUGUGAGGGCACCGCCCACUCCAACAGGAACAGGCAGAAAGAACACCGCCCCACCAACGCCAAUACCAACACCAACACCAACACCACCAUCCGUAUCAAUACCAACACUACCACCGCCGCAAAGACGUUAUCAACAAACACCACCACAAGAACAACUGUAUAGCCAGAAUCAGAAUCAAGUAAAGCAGAAGCAGCAGCAACAGCAGCAGCAGCGUCAUAAUAGUAGUAAAAUUUUUGAGAGUUCAUCUUAUCUGGUUCCAAAGAAAACUACAAUUCAGUGGGGCACCGAAAUCCCACGUUCGCGGCGAGUGCUUAACACACCGACGGAAGAGUCUCUUAGUGUUUCUGUGGCGAAAACGUGGAGGGUCUUUUUUCAUUUAAAUGAUAUUGGAAUGGAAAGAAAAUACUUUGUUUCACGUUAA